AUGGUAAGAAAUGAAUAUUGUAGUCAAAGAAAUUAUCAGUCUAAAGUUAGAGCAUUUUGUAUUGGUUUAUUAAAUCAAUAUGCAGAUAUUGAAGUUAAACUUGGCACAAAAAAAGCAUACCAAACAUUACCAUUUGUAAGAGUAGAUAGUAUUUACUUUUCAAAUGAAGAUAUUGUUCGUCUUCAAGCAUUAGUUAAGAUUAGGGUAGCAACUCUAGAGGCAAUAGAUCUUAGAAAGAAUGUAAAGCAAAAGACAGCUUUAUUUAGAAAGAAGAAAAAUACAAUGAUUGAGUCGAUUCAUUUAUUGAUAGAUAUUUUAAGAGAAAAAGGAUUUGAAAUAGAGUCACAUUUUUCACAAGGAAGAAAUGAGACAUUAAAAAGAGAGACAGUUAUCUCUAUUAGAAAGGGAAGUCUUUUUUGGAAUAAACAAAUGAUAGAAAUUAUAGGAGAACGUUUAUGCAUUAAUUUAGUUCAAAGAAUUGGAGGUUCUACGUUAGUGAAAGUUCCGAAAAAAGAUUCUCAAAUAAAUUUAUUGCUUUAUUCUUAG
Messenger RNA from Entamoeba dispar SAW760, 546 nucleotides. RefSeq lists its product as uncharacterized. The coding region runs from base 1 to 546 and encodes 181 amino acids. Lineage: Eukaryota; Evosea; Mastigamoebida; Endamoebidae. The record is from RefSeq and is a predicted model, not a curated record. The transcript has a single exon.